AUAGUUUUUUUCAUCAACAUUGUUAUAAUUAUAUUUAUGUUUCCAUGCUCGUUUUUCGCCAUGGAGAACAGAUUGCGAUCUUCCUCGGCACGGUAACAAAAGAAGAAUGUUUGGAAAACUCGAAAACCAAAUGCUAGUGUUCAUUUUCUAAAGCUCCCGUCACUUCAACAGUCUACAUUUUUUAGGUCAUCGCGUUUACGCCAGCAAAAUUAUUUAAGUGUAACGAAAUGGAUUGCAUCGAAAUCAAACAAACGUCCUCAAGAUUCGUCGAGAUAAGGAGCACAGUUGUCGUCGAUGAUGGCUGCGGCGGCGGGCCCGGCGGUGCCGACGGACAGGGACAGCUCACGGACGGCUCCACGGACCAGCAGGGACAGGGACAGCAAGGCGGCGGAUCCGGGGGCAUGGCUAUCUGCGGCAUCAACGGCUUCGGCCGCAUCGGGCGCAUCUUCCUGCGCGCCUGCAUCGAGGACCAGAGCGUCACCGUGGUGGCGGUGAACGACCCGCUGCUGGAACCAGACCACAUGGCCUACCUCUUCAAGUACGACUCCACGCACGGGCCCUUCAAGGGCGAGGUGCGCUUCGAGGAGAAGGCGCUCAUCGUCAACGGCCGCAAGAUCGCCGUGUACAACGAGCGCGACCCCAAGGCCAUCCCGUGGGGCAAGCACGAGGUGAAGUUCGUGCUGGAGAGCACGGGCGUGUUCCGAACCAAGGAGCAGGCGCAGAUGCACAUCGACGCGGGAGCCAAGAAGGUGGUGAUCUCGGCGCCCGCGCCCGACGUGCCGCUGUUCGUGUGCGGCGCCAACCUCGACACCUACACCCCCGACAUCAACAUCGUGUCGAACGCGUCCUGCACCACCAACUGCCUGGCGCCGCUCGCCAAGAUCAUCCACGACAACUUCCAGAUCGUGGAGGGGCUGAUGACGACGGUGCACGCAGUCACGGCCACGCAGAAGACGGUGGAUGGGCCAUCGGGCAAGGAGUGGCGCGACGGGCGCGGCGCCUUCCAGAGCAUCAUCCCCAGCGCCACGGGCGCCGCCAAGGCAGUCACCAAGGUCAUCCCGUCGCUGGAGGGCAAGCUGACCGGCAUGGCGUUCCGCGUGCCCGUGGCCAACGUGUCGGUGGUCGACCUCACCGUCAGGCUCGGCACGCCCGCCUCGUACGAUGACAUCAAGAAGAAGGUGCAGGAGGCGGUGGAGGGCCCGCUCAAGGGCAUCGGCGCCUACACCGAGGAGGAGGUGGUGUCAGCCGACUUCAACGGCGACCCGCACUCCUUCACGUUCGACGCCACGGCCGGCGUGCCGCUCAACGACCGCUUCGUCAAGCUCGUCGCCUGGUACGACAACGAGUUCGGGUACGCUAACCGCUGCGUGGACCUCAUCAAGUACAUGCACUCCAAGGGCUGAGCCCCUGGACGCCUGCCCACAUUCGUCGCUAAAUUAAACCACAUAUUUGUUACUCAUUCCUACAUUCAAUAAAUAUAACCCGGAGAAGAAUGGCGUUUUACUGUAAUAGUACAUUGAUGUGUCAAGUCUUGACCUGAUAAUUAUUUCCCCCGGAAAAUAUCUAUCAAAACUUAACAUACGAAGAUAAGCAGAAAAUAAAAAUUCCUGUUUCUUGUAUCUCCGGGACGAUUUGUAUAGCUACCUGUCCAGUUCUCCUUAUCUUACUCAAAACAAAAUAUUGUGAAGAAUUUCUCACCGACAAGUAAACGUAGUUUAUUUUUUAAAUGUAUACGUUUGCAUGGUCACAACUCUCGGCCUUCACAAAGAUCAGUGUAGACUGAUAACCGACAGUCACGAAUCCACGACUGCAUCGGACUGACCUCUUGUGUGCCAGAGGGUGGAUGCACGUAUGUAUAGAAUACUUCCUUGAUUAAUUAUUAAAAGUAUUUUAGGUCGUACGAUUGUAAGAAAGCAUCGACAGGUGUAUUGUACUUGAUUAAGUACGAAUUACCUUAUUUUCCUUUAGUUAAAGCCUCAGUCCUAAAGAACACGGGACUACUACUUUUCCUAACUUUUGUAACACUAGGUAUGUAUUUCAACCUUAUAAAGCGUUUGCAGUUUCUUAUUUUUGUACUAUUACUUGAAUAUGAUAUACUAUUAAGAUUAUACCGGUAUUAUUGUUGACAGUGAUUUACAAUGAAUCCCUCAAUAAGAGUUAUUAUUAAGGCAUUUCAAGCUUCCUCUCAAUGUAAAUUAUCUUUAGUUUCGUGUAUUUCCAAAAUAAAGUAGUGUGCCAAAGCAUGGGAGUAUUUUCUUAUUACAUCAUUAAUUAAUUGCAGCGUUUCAAUCCAUUUUGAAUUCUUGUGCACAAACAGUAGCUAUUGUUGCAGUCAUAUCGGACCCACUCUUCCCAUUUUCCUUGAAAAACAACUUUAAAGUCGCGGAACAAUAAUGUGUAAUGG
This is a messenger RNA of Bacillus rossius redtenbacheri, 2404 nucleotides long. RefSeq names its product glyceraldehyde-3-phosphate dehydrogenase 2-like. Gene Ontology annotation, biological process: glucose metabolic process; glycolytic process. Gene Ontology annotation, cellular component: cytosol. Gene Ontology annotation, molecular function: NADP binding; NAD binding; glyceraldehyde-3-phosphate dehydrogenase (NAD+) (phosphorylating) activity. The transcript has 8 exons. The record is from RefSeq and is a predicted model, not a curated record. Lineage: Eukaryota; Metazoa; Arthropoda; Insecta; Phasmatodea; Bacillidae. Bases 228 to 1403 code for a protein of 391 amino acids.